Molecule: messenger RNA, 1620 nt
Organism: Haliotis rubra (blacklip abalone)
Lineage: Eukaryota; Metazoa; Mollusca; Gastropoda; Lepetellida; Haliotidae
Exons: 2
Source: RefSeq, a predicted model, not a curated record
UCCUUGCCAUCGCCAGCAUGUGUCUUGUAUCGAUACUUCUUCCAGAAGACCCUGAUUCAUACCACAGGUAGUUUAUGGACUCAACACAUCUCCAACAAAGACAAGGAAACUCAUGAAAUCCAAGAUUCCUUUUUAAGGCAUUUCAAAGAUGAAGACACCAAGAACAUUACCGAAGUCGGAUAUAAUGGCUACCAACCCAAUCAAUACAGCACACGUUACAUCAUCUACCUCUGUGACGUACAGAGAUGGUGUGGAGGAUGGGCAGACAGGCAACGAGGCAUAGUAGCUGCAUAUCUUCUAGCAAAUGUAACAGGACGACGGUUUGGCGUCAACAUGACUCACCCAUCUGAUAUUAAGCUCUUCUACGUUCCGAAUAUUGUCAACUGGUAUAUCAGAGAAAGCGAACUUCAGGAUUAAGUAAGGAGUUUCUCCAGUGGCUUGACAAUGGGCAGGGUCCUAAAUUCGCUAAUGGUGACUUCAACGUCAAGCACCCAAGUGAUGUCAUAUUUUAAGAACAAAUAUGGAUAUUAUCACACUGAUUCAAAAAAGAGUCCACAAUAUGGUCAUCUUGUACCAGAACCGUUCAGACACCCUAACCGUGGCAAAGUGUUUCACAAGAUUUGGCAUCUUCUCAUGAAGCCUUCUCUUCAUUUUGAGCAACGAAUCGAUAUGUUUAUGAGUAAAUUACCAAGAACGGAUAAACUAGUUUGUGCUCAUGUACGAAUGAGAAGAAAUCCAACCAUUCCAAACGAUGGAGCUCAGAUUAAUUCCUUAUCCACUGUCAAACAUUUAUGGACGUUUCUAUCUAAAUUGCAAAACGCACGUCGUGUCUUCAUUGCUAGUGACUCCAUGGAUGUACGGCUAAGUGCCAGGAAGUAUUUUGGCGCAAGAGAAAUUGAUACUGAUGGGUUGGUGCUUCAUAUUGACAAACAGGGACAUCUGCCUAAUGCAGUGUUGGGCUUUGAGAUGGCGCUACUUGACCAGGCUGUUCUAAGUCGCUGUCAGGUUCUUGUUGUUUCAAAAAGUGGCUUCAGUGUCAGAGCUGCCAUGAUGUCGCACGUGCAUCAAGAGCUUUAUGAAUUCAAUAAAGGCAUGGUCACUCCAUAUCCUUGACUGAAAUCCAAGGUGUACUAGAUGACAUGUCUUCCUUGACCGGGUCCCUUGUAGUUGUAGUUACAUUCCUGUCUCUGUUGUACUAAUAUGUGAUAAGUUCAUUUCGACAGAUCGGGAAAGAUGUAUUGAUAAUCAUUGGUAUUUUGAAAUAUAAUGUACAAUCUAUAUUUUUACAGCAUUGUUAAGAUAGAAAAAAUAUUCGAUGAUUAUUUGUCUGUUGUAAACGUUAAGCCAUGUAGAAUACUUUAACUGGGAUUUCGUUGUUCAUCAAUUAAUUUAAUGGGUUUUAGAGGUAGAAAGUUAAAAAGAAUAACCCUUUGCAUUAUUUAUGUAUUGUUCCCACUGUUGAAAAGGAAUUUCAUUUAUGCUGCAGUUCAUACGUGUCUAUGUCAAAAGCCCCUUGGUACAAAAGCCCCUCUGGACAAAGGCCCCUCGAGAAAAGACCAAAAGUCCCCUAUUUUAUGUAUUAAUGGGAAAAUAAGAUUAAAGACAAGAAAUUAUUAAUGA